Messenger RNA from Dioscorea cayenensis subsp. rotundata (Guinea yam), 1324 nucleotides. Its product is annotated as ATP-dependent Clp protease proteolytic subunit 3, chloroplastic. The record is from RefSeq and is a predicted model, not a curated record. Gene Ontology annotation, cellular component: endopeptidase Clp complex. Gene Ontology annotation, molecular function: serine-type endopeptidase activity; ATPase binding; ATP-dependent peptidase activity. Gene Ontology annotation, biological process: protein quality control for misfolded or incompletely synthesized proteins. The transcript is spliced from 5 exons. The coding region runs from base 60 to 1034 and encodes 324 amino acids. Lineage: Eukaryota; Viridiplantae; Streptophyta; Magnoliopsida; Dioscoreales; Dioscoreaceae.
AUAAAAACGUCAGCCUGAAAAGAAGCAAAAGAAGCAACCAGAGUUCAGUGGAGAAAAUCAUGGACGCCCUUCGAUGCUUUGCGACCUUGCCUCCCUCUUCCUCUCCAAGACCCUCCUUGCUCUCCUCUUCUGCCCUAUUAGGUCCAUCUUCUCUCUCAUCUCCUUGCCCACAGUGGCGGAGAAGGCCUCAUAGAUCCAUCAAGGCUUCCUCCCGGGUGGAUUCCACCACGACCCUGUCGGAAGGUUGGGAUGUCUCCGGUUCUGUGGCCAGACCUUCUUUUUUGCCCAGAUUUGAAGAGCUUGACACCACCAACAUGCUUCUCCGGCAGCGCAUCGUCUUUUUGGGUUCUCAGGUAGACACAGAUACUGCAGAUUUUAUUAUCAGUCAACUUCUAUUUUUAGAUGCUGAAGACCAAAAGAAGGAUAUAAAAUUAUUUAUCAAUUCUCCAGGUGGCUCUGUAACAGCAGGAAUGGGAAUAUAUGAUGCCAUGAAGUUAUGCAAGGCUGAUAUAUCUACAGUUUGUUUUGGUCUUGCGGCAUCUAUGGGUGCAUUUCUGCUUGCUUCUGGAACAAAAGGAAAGAGAUUUUGCAUGCCAAAUGCAAGAGUCAUGAUUCAUCAACCUUUAGGAACUGCUGGAGGCAAAACAACAGACAUGGGAUUACAGAUUAGAGAAAUGAUGUAUCACAAGGUGAAGAUGAACAAAAUACUGUCGAGGAUAACAGGAAAGCCUGAGCAGCAGAUCGAAAUAGACACAGAUCGUGACAAUUUCAUGAAUCCAUGGCAAGCGAAGGAAUAUGGUUUAGUAGAUGAAGUUAUUGAUGAUAGUAAACCUGGUUUGGUUGCACCAAUUGCUGAUGCAGCGGCACCUCCGAAGACCAAAGUGUGGAGUUUAUGGAAAGUUGAAGGUAGCAGGAAAGCGAAGAAAAAUUUGCCUUCUGAGCAUAACAUCUCUCGAAAUGGCUACGAAGGUAGCGAUGGAAGUGAUGGAGAGAAAGGGACGCCGCAAACAGAGGAGGCACCGACACCAGUAUGACAAACAACUUCAUGUCGGUUAAACCGUUUUUGAUGAUCUGAAAGAAGCAAAAAGCUAAACAGCUUCAGGUUUUUGGAAUUGUGAUCCAGGGUUGAUAGACAAUAUAGAUGAGACCAUGAAAUGAAGUGGAGAUUUGUAUUGUUGUUUGGGUUAGUUUGGUAGUUUGUCAGAUUGUGGUUUAUGUUCACUCCAACUUGUGUUGUUUAUUACUUAUUAAUUGGUUAUUAUUAGCGUGUUCGUUAUGUUAUUUUUACUACAUUUUUACUACAAAACCAAUCGAAUGUUCUUUG